AUGUCUCCAGAGAUGUAUGAUGUGGUGAUAGUCGGCGCCGGUCUUUCUGGCCUGCAGGCGGCUCUUACCGUCCACCAUGAGCGUCUAAGUUACUUGGUUCUAGAGGCACGAGAUCGGGUGGGUGGAAAGACACUGACUCUACGCUCCAACGAAGGAGCCGUGAAGUCUGAUCUGGGAGCUGCCUGGAUCAAUGACACCAACCAAAGUCGCAUGUGGGAACUUGCAAAUGACCUCAAGUUGCACACAUACACUCAAAAUACUGAGGGCGACGUCGUCGUACAGGAUUUUGAUGGAACGCUGGUAAAGUUUCCAUAUGGAUUUGAACAGUAUCCGUCGGGCAAUGACACAGAGUCAUGCAUAUCAAUCCGGGAUUUGGUUGAAAAUAUCUCAACCACGCAGACACCGUCAAUCUUCUCGGCAGGGCCUCAUCGAGAGCGCCUCGACUCCAUUUCUUUCGAGACAUUCCUGCGCCGCGCAAACGUCACAGAAAAGGCGUUUGCGACCGCGCAGGUCUGGACUCACGCUAUGCUGGGUGUUGACCCUGCCGAAGUCUCGGCCUUAUACUUCUUGGAAUAUUGUGCCGCCGGAGGAGGGCUGAUGACCAUGCGUUCAGACUGCAAGGAUGGAGGCCAAUACCUUCGUAUUCAGGAGGGAACUUCGGCAUUUGCGGAAGGCAUGGCACGAAAACUGAAGCCCGGGUCGAUCAGGCUGGACAGCCCCGUCGAAGGAAUAGAUCAACAGCAGGACAAGACCAUCUUGAUCUCAACAAGAGGGCCCUCGCCGCAAGUAUAUCGUGCUCGCAAAGUCAUCCUCUCAAUUCCGACACCAGUGUACAAGACCAUCAGAUUCUCACCAUUUCUACCAGCAGCAAAAAGUGCAGUUGCCAACCACACCCGCUAUGGGUUCUAUACCAAGUAUAUCGUCAGGUUCAGCAAGCCCUUUUGGACAGAGAGCAACCUGUGCGGUCUAGGACAAUCAUUCGUUGGACCUGUGUCGGUCUUCCGGGACACUAGUCUGGGCGAGGAUGCUUGCAUGACGUGCUUCAUUGGCGGCAAGUUCGGGAGGAAAUGGGCAGCACUAGAUGCCGAGCAGAAGAAAGCGUCGGUGCUGAAGCAGAUCGGUGCCAUAUUUGCAGAUGGACAGGACGUCCGCCCUCUCUUUGUAGAGGCUUAUGAGUCGCCAUGGAUGGACGAGGAGUUCUCAGGUUGGGGCUGCCCAUGUCCUGCGAUGCCACCAGGUGUUCUUGCCGACGGGUGGGAAGCGUUGUGCGCACCAUUUGGGAACAUUCAUUUCGUCGGCACAGAAUUGAGUACCGUCUGGAGAGGAUAUAUGGAAGGCGCAGUCAGAAGCGGAGAGAGUGGCGCGAUGGCGGCGAUUGCUGGGCUGAAGGUUGGGCACUCGCCGAACGCAAAGCUGUAG
Fonsecaea multimorphosa CBS 102226 is the source of this 1419-nucleotide messenger RNA. RefSeq lists its product as uncharacterized. The transcript is spliced from 3 exons. Gene Ontology annotation, molecular function: oxidoreductase activity. NCBI's taxonomy places the organism in Eukaryota, Fungi, Ascomycota, Eurotiomycetes, Chaetothyriales, Herpotrichiellaceae. The record is from RefSeq and is a predicted model, not a curated record. The coding region runs from base 1 to 1419 and encodes 472 amino acids.